GCAAACGUAAACUCCCCUGGCAGACAGAAAAAUGAAGAACUCCAAUUAUGGAUACCACACUCCCAAUAACUGGUUCAAAGUACCCUUCAUCAUUGAUCAAGAGAAGCUGCUUGUUUUUCCUCUCCUUUAUUCUUUUAAUCAUCCUCUUCUUAGGGCUCAUCUCAUUCAUAAUAUUUGUCAUAGUAAAGCCCAAAAAACCUCUUUUUACCAUCCAGAAAACUGACAUAGAAUCCUACAAACUUGAUGUGAUGCUUGAUCAUCAAUCCAACAAUAACAACAACCAAAUUUUCCUUUCAUCCCUUGUUUCUUUUACCUUAAACGCAUCGAACCCGAACAAGUUUGGCAUAAGUUACACAUCGUCAAGGCUUCAUGUCCUUGAAGGGCAAAAUGGGACGGUAAUUGGAAUGAUUAAAAUUCCACGCUUUCAUCAGCCUCCACACAGCAAGAACACAAGCCUGCCAACACAAGUUAUUCUUCAGUGCUUGAACGUGAACGAAAUUAUGGCUCCAACUCCAACUACGCUGGCGGAUGACAAAAAGAAGGAGGACGUAUCCCAAGUUAUGAGGAUUUUAGGCGAUAUUGGAGUUCGAAUCAGGGUAUUUCGCAUCAAUUUGCCAAAGCUUCGGAUUGCCGUGGACUGUGGCAUAAGGAUGGAUCGAAAACAACUUUCAGUCGGUUCCAAAAUGAGAAGACUGAAAGCAACGAAAGAGGUGUCAUGGUCUAAGUAUGCAUCUCUUCCCCAGGUCUCCAAACUCUUCUCCAAGAAAUGCUCCUUUGCACUUUAUUUAUAAAAUUCUUGUAGAAAUUUUUUUUUUUUUUUUUUGAAUGUAGUAUAAUUAAGUCACCAUGAAGAAAAAAACUUAAUUAUCAAUCCG
This is a messenger RNA of Oldenlandia corymbosa var. corymbosa, 875 nucleotides long. NCBI's taxonomy places the organism in Eukaryota, Viridiplantae, Streptophyta, Magnoliopsida, Gentianales, Rubiaceae. The record is from the annotation of a GenBank genome assembly.